Messenger RNA from Peromyscus eremicus (cactus mouse), 135 nucleotides. RefSeq names its product thymosin beta-4-like. Gene Ontology annotation, cellular component: cytoplasm. Lineage: Eukaryota; Metazoa; Chordata; Mammalia; Rodentia; Cricetidae. The record is from RefSeq and is a predicted model, not a curated record. Gene Ontology annotation, biological process: actin filament organization; regulation of cell migration. Gene Ontology annotation, molecular function: actin monomer binding. Bases 1 to 135 code for a protein of 44 amino acids. The transcript has a single exon.
AUGUCAAACAAACUCAAUAAGGCUGAGAUGGAGAAAUUUGAUAAGUCAAAAUUGAAGAGGACAGAAACACAAGAGAAAAAUCCUCUGCCUUCAAAAGGAACGAUUGGAUAUGAGAAGCAAGCUGGUGAAUCAUAA